AUGCUUCGACUUUUUCAAUCUUUCUGCAUACUAGCACUUGGAGCAAGUCUGUCCACCGGUCAAGCGAUCACCAUCGCAGCGAUACAGUCGACAGGCUGGAAUUCCAGUUUCGAGCUCAGCCCUGAGCAGAGCAAGCCCGCCAAGCUGACAACCGACUUGAGCGCUAUUGUCAACACAAUCACCAGCUUUGACCGAACUCAGCUUGCGAAUGGAGGUGCACAUGAAGAUAACUUUUACGAUGUCCAGAGCCUGCACAAGGACGAAUGGCCGACCGAGCCUGGAAAGGUGAUCAGGCUCCAAGAGUUCACCGAUCCGUCUCCAUUCUCCAUUCCAGCAAAGACAGCCAUGUCCCGCAUUGUCUACAGCACGACCAACGCAAAUGGCACACUAAUUCCUGCCUCAGCCUACGUUCUCUGGCCGUUCCACGCGAAGCGCCUUCGAGGCCAGAAUGGCACCGCUGCCUCAUCGUCUGCGCCCGUUGUGCUAUGGACACAUGGAACGUCCGGCUGGUACGCGAACGGCGCUCCAUCAACGCACCGCGGGCUCUUCUACGCCGACAUUGUACCCUUUGCGCUGGCUGAGGCUGGAUAUGCUGUUGUUGCUCCGGACUACGCAGGGCUCGGUGUCGAUGCCUCCUGGGACGGAACCUUUAUCCCGCAUCAGUACGGUAUCCGCGAAGCCGGUGCUCACGAUGCCUUGAACGCCCUACGAGCAGCUUAUAGAUCCUUCCCCACAAUUCUGUCUCCAAAUUACGUAGUAAUGGGCCACAGUCAGGGUGGAGCGAUAGCUUGGGGUCUGUCCGAGGUUCUAGCGCGCAACGACUCCGAGUUCACUGAUGUAGCGCGAGGUCAUCUUGGAGCCGUGAUUGCUGCUCCGCCCACGGCCACGUUGUCGGUUACCGCUCCCGGCUUUCUCGCAUGGAUCGGCAAGAGCCUCGACUCCAUUUUCCCGACCUUCAACAUCAGCUACUGGUUCACGCCUCUAGGAGUCAGCAGGAUCGAGCUCCUGAACCAGAUCGAAGGAUCGCAGAUGGUGACCUUCGCCCUGCUGGGCGAUGCCGAAGCGGAGUUUGUCCAGCCUGAUUGGAAUGAGACCUGGUAUGCCGACGCUUUCUCACAACUCGCCAAUCCAGGAAGAUUGCCCUUCAGAGGCCCAAUUCUCCUCGUGCAAGGGACAGAGGACUCAACGGUGCAGUAUAAUAUCACCAAGAUCACCGUGGAGGAAACAUGCAAGCGUUAUCCUGGAGACCUAGAGCUGUUGGCCGUCGCUCAAGGCGGGCACUUCUCCGUUCUCAACGCCGCGAAGCACACCUACCUCCAGUGGAUUGAGGAUCGCUUCGAACAUCGACCAUUGGCCAACCGUGGUUGCAUCGAGACCAAGCUGGAUAGUCUUUUACCACCUGAGAACUACCAGCCGUUUCCGAACUCGUUCCCGAUGUGGGCUGGAGAGUCUCAGUGGGCUUAUGAGGUGCCGACUGCACUUUAG
Messenger RNA from Aspergillus homomorphus CBS 101889, 1485 nucleotides. RefSeq names its product putative secretory lipase. Gene Ontology annotation, biological process: lipid catabolic process. The transcript has a single exon. Bases 1 to 1485 code for a protein of 494 amino acids. The record is from RefSeq and is a predicted model, not a curated record. Lineage: Eukaryota; Fungi; Ascomycota; Eurotiomycetes; Eurotiales; Aspergillaceae. Gene Ontology annotation, molecular function: triacylglycerol lipase activity.